This is a messenger RNA of Oppiella nova, 6906 nucleotides long. The record is from the annotation of a GenBank genome assembly. NCBI's taxonomy places the organism in Eukaryota, Metazoa, Arthropoda, Arachnida, Sarcoptiformes, Oppiidae.
AUGAAUUUAAGCGACUAUUUUGUGGACAAUGAGGACGACAUUGUCAUCAGUGGAAUAUCGGGACGCUUUCCAGAGUCGGACACAAUCGACGAAUUGAGAGACAAUUUGUUUGCCAACAAAGAUCUCGUCACUGAAGACGAGCGGCGAUGGCCGCGGGGUUUGUAUGGAUUGCCGACGCGGAGCGGAAAAUUAAAAUCGUUGGACAAAUUUGACGCCCAGUUCUUUGGCUUAAGUGGUAAACAGGCCGACCAUAUGGACCCGCAGGGAAGGCUGUUAUUGGAGGUCACACACGAGGCUAUUGUGGACUCAGGCUACAAUCCGGGAGCACUUCGAGGCACAAACACCGGAGUAUUUAUCGGCGCCUCCCUCGCAGAGACCGGUGAGAGUCUGACGAGUGAUCCGACAAAGAUUUCUGGUCAGGACUUCAUAGGAACCAAACGCCAUAUGCUGUCCAAUCGGGUGUCCUAUACCUUUGACCUGAGGGGACCCUCUGUGUCUGUGGACAGCUCCUGUAGCUCAUCGCUAGUGGCCCUGCAGUUGGCCUACUCUGGAAUGCGGGCCAAUGAGUUUGAAAUGGCGAUUGUGGAGGGACCCUCUGUGUCUGUGGACAGCUCCUGUAGCUCAUCGCUAGUGGCCCUGCAGUUGGCCUACUCUGGAAUGCGGGCCAAUGAGUUUGAAAUGGCGAUUGUGGGCGGAGUGAGCAUUAAUCUGAACCCAACUUCGGCUCUAGAGCUACAGAAACUGAAUUUGUUGUCCUCUGACGGCAAGUGUAAGUUUCUGGACGUCACGGCCGACGGAUUCGUUCGCUCGGAGACCGUCUCUGCAGUCGUUCUACAAAAGAGACGAUUCGCUCGUCGAGUGUACGCCACUGUCAUUCACGCGAAGACCAACUCUGACGGCCAUAAAGAGCAGGAAAUCACUCAGCCGUCCACUCGGUCGCAGAUAGAGUUGAUGGAAACUGCGCUCACAGAGUCUUCAGUAAACCCGGAAUGGGUCCGGUAUGUGGAGGCCAACGGGAACGGUAUUCCAGUGGCGGACGAAAGCGAAACGAAUGCCAUUUAUAAAGUAUACGGAAAGAAACGAACGGAUCCACUGUUGUUGGGAAGCGUUAAAUCCAAUUUGGGUGACAGUGAGGCCGCGUCGGGACUGUGCUCUUUAGCCAAAGUUGUAAUAACUUUCGAAAGCCGAAAACUUCCGGCCAGUCUUCAUCUGCAGCGCCCAAAUCCCAACAUUAAAUCACUUGUAGAUGGAUCUAUACAUCCGGUCACAGAAAACAUGGUCUUCGAGGACAGUGUGGUUGCCGUCAACUCGUUUGGUUUUGGCGGCACUAAUGUUCAGGUUUUACUGCGACCGAACCACAAAUCGACUGCAAAUGCUGUUCACGUAUACGGCGGACAGCAAUACAACUUUGAAAUGCCACGACUUGUUUUGGUUAACGGAAGGACUCGAGAGAGCGUUGACUUUGUUUUGAAUUUCAUUCGCGACCACAAAGACAGGGUUUCCGACGACUUUCUCACGCUUCUCAAUGACGUCACCGCUGGUCACGACGACUUGACUCGAGAGAGCGUUGACUUUGUUUUGAAUUUCAUUCGCGACCACAAAGACAGGGUUUCCGACGACUUUCUCACGCUUCUCAAUGACGUCACCGCUGGUCACGAGUCCAAUGCCAGCGGUUUCAAAGGCUAUGCCAUCCGCGAUGUGUCCAUCAAUGGCUUCGUGGAAAAGGAGAGAAAUGUCACGAAAUCAGACGUUCGGCGUCCACUUUGGUUCAUAUUAUCGGGAAUGGGAACUCAAUGGACAGGAAUGGCCAAAGGAUUGAUGGGAAUUGAGAUCUUCAACCGAUCCGUUCGGAACUCGGCUGAGAUUCUGAAGCCCUUUGACAUCGAUCUCUUGCAACUAAUCCUCAGCGACAGUGACGAGUCUUUAAUGUCACUUCUGGGGUCGUCUUUGGGCACAGCGGCCGUCCAAAUAGCACUGAUAGACAUUCUGAGAGCACUGGACCUGAAAGCCGACGGAUUCAUAGGAAACUCUUUGGGAGAACUAUUAUGCGGUUAUAUUGACGAAGCGCUGGACGUCCGGGAAGUGUUGUUAUUCACGUACUGGAGGGCCAAAUGCAUAGAACAGGCAAAACUGCCCCGGGGUCUGAUGGCUGCCGUCGGGUUGUCCUGGGAUGAGGCCACUCGCAGAUGUCCAGCGGGUGUAGUGCCCGCCUGUCAUAACGCUCCCGAUUCGGUGACCAUUUCAGGUGUAUAUGAAGUUGUGGACAGUUUUCUGUCGGAACUAAAGAAAGAGAAUGUGAUGACAAAGAGGGUGAACAGCAAUGACAUCGCUCUCCACAGCUCGCAAAUGAAGACAAUAGCACCGGAUUUGCUGAAGAAGUUAAAGUCUGUGAGCACUUCUCGGCGUCAAAGAAGUCAUAAAUGGAUUAGUACUUCAGUGCCGGCCAGCAAUUGGUCGACACCCGAGAGUCAGUACUCAAGCGCCGAGUAUUACGUCAAUAACCUGACGGCUCCGGUGCUGUUGCAGGAGGCGCUCCAAUAUAUUCCCAGCAAUGCUGUUGUAGUCGAAGUGUCUCCGCAUUCACUGCUGAAGAAUGUGGUCAAACACAGUGUGAGCGCCGGUAGUUAUGUCGGUCUUAUGAAACGCAAGAGCGCCGACAGUUUACACCAUUUACUCACCUCUUUGGGCCAACUCUUCACUUUAGGUCAAAACCCCAGAAUCGAGAACUUGUAUCCAAAGAUCUCUUAUCCUGUCAAAAGAGGGACACAAUCGGUAGGCGCUCUCGUGCGCUGGGAUCACAGCGACAGCCAUUUGGUUCCAUUAUAUCCCAAGUAUUUUAAUCACAAAUUGCAGUCAAAUAUCACAAUCGAUAUUGACUUCAAAGAAGACAAAAACCACUUUUAUUUAGAUCACAGUAUCGACGAACGAAUCCUUUUUCCGGCCGCUGGCUAUCUAUGGCUUGUUUGGGAAGAGUUUGCCAAACAGUGUGGUUCCACAAGAGAUCAAUUGCCGGUGAUCUUUGAAAAUGUCGACUUCAAGAGAGCGACGAUUGUGGGAAAGAGCGCACAUUUGCUCUUUAAACUGGAUUUGUCUCAAAUGAACGGAGAGUUUAGUAUUGAAGAGAGCCAUGAGUUGAUAGUUUCCGGUCGUAUUCGAGUGCCAAAAGUCUCCGAAAAGUUCCUUCCGUUGCGACAGAAAGUGAUUAACAUUCAGAAAGAGUCAGAAUUUAAAUACAAUUUGAGCGCAGACUUCAUACGCAAAGAGUUGCUUAUUCGGGGCUAUAAUUACGGCCAUCGCUUCCGGUCUAUUGUGGCCGCAGAUAUGGAUAAUUGUGUGGCAAAAGUGCGCUCAGAAGGCAAUUGGAUUGAAUUUACGGAAGCAAUGCUUCAGUUUUUGGUUCUUUUAGAACCCACAAGAGAUCUCCUUUUAGUCACAAGCAUUGAAUCAAUUCAUUGCGAUCCCAGACUUUUUGGCCAAAACGCUGCUUCUGGAGAUCACAAACAAAUUGUGGCCAAUUCUAUGGGUAAUUACUGUUUGGCCGAAGGGCUAGAGAUAUACGGGUUGGGAGUGAGUCGAGUGUCGCGUCGACAACAUGAAGAAGAACUGUUGGUCGAGAAGUACGUUUGGAUCCCAUAUAUGGAUGGAAAUGGAUUGCAGAAAGAGAUGCGAGAAUUGAGUGAAUGUUAUGUCGAGGUUUUAGUGGCUUUGGCGCGGAAUAAACCCAAAAAACAAAGCAACCAUCGCUUGAAUGAAUUGAUGAAAAGAAAUGGAAUCAAAGCCGAGAAACUGGUUCUCAAAGACAUUAUCGAGAGUUUGAAUAUAAACACCAUUAAAGAGCCGCCAAACAAACAGUUGAUUACAGCUGACGGCCGCAAGCCGUGGACAGACCUUUUGAAUAACUUGUAUUUGGAGGAAAGUCUUCUCAGACCAGCCAUUGAUAUAAUACUCGAGAAUUACAAGCAAUCGUCCGAAGAGUUUAAUGUUCUGGAAAUCAACUUAAAUCAAGAGAUUUGUUAUGAAUAUGUAGUAAAAUAUCUGAAGAAUUCGUUUUAUGAUUUAAGGCUCAAGUAUUCCGUAUACAAUCCGUUGGGAGUUAAUCAGGAUUCAGGUGAGAGAAUUAGGAAACAGGAAAUUAGAGUUACUAAUCAAGAAAAUAAUGGAUUUGAAAAAGUUGAUAUAAACCUGACAAUGGCCACAAAAAUAGCGAAUACCAAUCCUUUAAAUUUGGUGAUAAUCAGAGACCAAUACCCGACACCAAAAAGUGACAAAAAUGUCGGCAUUGAUUGGGAAGACGUGUUUCGCUAUAUUAACACAAAUCUAAAGAUUAAUGGAUUUGUUGUAAUCCUUAAGCGAAUGGAAUAUACAAAUAUUGAGAAAAAUUUGUUCACGCGUUUCAAAUUUAGUGAUACUAUUGUCGGCACAAACCAAUUGAUAGAAAGCGCACAAAAGUUUAGUAAUCUUUUGCUGGUCAGCAAUAGAGGAGACACUGAAGGUCUGCGCACUUCGGCUGUGCUUUUGUUCCGCAAAAUAGACGCCAUCAGAAAUCCCGGGACCAGCGAUGCUAUCAUUCGAGUCACUCAUCAAGACUUGAGUCCAUGGUUUGAACCGCUGAAGAACGAAAUGAAGGUCGAGUCCGACCGCAAUCCCGAGCGUCUCAUUUGGUUGAUCUCAGACUCUGGCGAUGGGAGCGACACCAGUAGCGGAAUCGUAGGUUUUGUGAAUUGUCUGCGCAGAGAACCGGGCGGUCAUCGGGUGCGCUGUAUAUCAGCUCUUGAGUUGGAAGAUCUUCGGUCUGCGUCCGCCGUCACUGUUAAGGAACUGAUUGAUAGCUCCAUAUUUGACAACAAUCUUGUGAUGAAUAUCUAUAAGAACAACGAAUUGGGUUCUUAUCGAUACCUGAGUCUCAAUAUGGAUCACCUGACGAAGAGCGGAUGCAAUCAUGCAAUGGUCAUCAGGUCCAACAAUACCUCAAAUGUCCAGUGGUUUGAAUCUAAACACAACUUAUGGACCGAAAGUCAGUUGAAUAGUGAACACAAUUCAUUGAUUACUGUGUAUUACGCGGGACUCAACGCAUCGGAAAAACGGUUCAAAAGCGACAAAAGUAUUGUAAAGAGCGCUCGAAAUACGGGGCUGUGCUCUGAGUUCAGUGGCGUUGAUGUUCAGUCCGGGAGUCGAGUCCUCGGCAUUAAACCAAACGCGUGUUUGGCCACAACUCUGGCGUUUAACAAUAAGAAUGAUUACAUCCAGGUGCCCGACAAGUGGACAAUGGCAGAGGCGUGUACUGUUCCCAUGGCUUACGGCACAGUUUACUGGGCACUGGUAGUCAGAGCGCAACUCCAGUCCCUACAGACUGUUUUAGUACAUUCGGCCGAUGGCUAUAUGGGUCGGGCGGCCAUUGCUGUCUGCCUGAGCCGUCACAGCGAAGUUUACGUCACUGUUGGAACUGUCGAUGAAAAGAAGGAACUGAUGGUUGAGUUUCCAGACUUGGAUGACACGCAUGUCAUCAACACAUCAGUUGAUUGUUUCAAACAAAUUGUCAUUGAAAAUACCGGCGCCAAAGGAGUGGACAUUGUAUUCAAUUACACCAAUGAAUAUAAAUUGGAAACGAGUCUGUCUUGCAUCAGAUCCAAUGGACGUUACAUUGAGAUCACAUCCAAUGACACGUCUAUUGCCAAAGGUCUAUUUAUUGAACAAAAUAUAACAAUCGAUAAAAUCAAUUUGGAGGACAUAUUCACCGAAAGUACCGACGAUUCAGUGAACACUUCAGUUAAAUAUCAAGUGCUGAGUCUUCUUGAAGAGGGAAUCAGUGAUAAUGUCGUCAAACCGUUUAAAACAAGCAAAGUAUUCAAUGUAGAGAAGGCAAAUGAAGCGCUUGAAUAUCUCUUAAAAAGUGGACACAAACGCAAAGUCCUCGUUAGAGUCCGUCAAGAAAUUGUCGCUGAUUUAGAUCCAGAAGAUGUGGAUGGUCUCAAUGCAAAGAUUGAAGCCAUUCACAGGACACAGUUUUCAAGUGACUUGUCUUUCAUAAUAACCGGAGGACUGAACGACUUUGGACUCGAAUUGUCGCAGUGGUUGGUGUGGAGGGGCGCUCGACAUCUGGUAUUGACGAGUGGGUCAGACGUUAAGAACGAAUUUCAGGAAUUGAUUGUCAAACGACUGACCAGUUUGGGUGCAAAUGUGUUGAUCUCAAGAGUGGACACAAGCAAUGAGGAAGAGUUGGAGGCCAUGAUUAAAGAGGCGGCAAAUAUGGGCUCCGUUUGCGGUAUAUUCUCAGUGGCAAUGGUUUUGAGCGACAGUUUGUUUGAAGACCAAACCCAAGAGUCGAUGACCGAAGUGUUGACACCCAAAGUGCAAACCAUCAGUCAUUUGGAUGUAUUGUCGCGUGUUUUAUGUCCAGAAUUGCAAUAUUUUGUGGCCAUUUCGUCAGUUAGCUCCGGGAGGGGAACUGCCGGUCAAAGUAAUUACGGUUACGCCAACUCUUAUGUGGAGCGCGUAUGCGAACAGAGACACAGUGACGGUCUCCCGGGGCUCGCUAUCCAAUGGAGACCGAUAUAUGAAGUGAGGGUUAUGGACGAUAGGUAUUUGACGGGAGACAACCCACAAGUAAUCGGUGGUACUGUUCCUCAGAGCAUACACUCAUGUUUGGCACUUCUGAACCAUUUGAUGCGUUCAUCUGAAAGUGUGGUCAGUAGUGUAUUGAGAAGCGAGACUCAAAGCAACCAAAAGUCCACUAUUAAUGGUCUGAUUGCCAGCAUUUUGGGGAUAAGAGAUAUGUCAAAGAUUACGAAUAAAUCAAAACUGUCUGAACUGGGAAUGGAUUCUCUGAUGGCUGUAGAGAUCAAACAAUCACUGGAACAGGAGUUUCGGUUGAGUCUAACUCUACAACAAUUAUCUGAUAUAACUUUU